UUGUUUACAGGUCUCAGGCGUUGGUGAUCCUCCUGCAGGACGGAGCAGUGGAGCCUUACUACUACUGUACUGUCAGUGAAGAUGGACGACGAUAGAACUGUUUGGGUUGGAAACUUUGAACCUGAAAGAGUUACUCAAGAGCUCCUGUACGAAUUGUUCCUGCAGGCUGGCCCUCUUGCCUAUGUGAGGAUUCCUAAAGACAAAGCCACAGGCAAACUGAAAAAUUUUGCUUUUAUCUGCUAUCGUCACACUGAAUCUGUGCCAUAUGCCAUAGAACUGCUGAAUGGAACACCAUUAUUUAGUCGUAGUAUAAGGGUACAGAGUCGAUACCUUCAAGACCUGCAGCAGAGAGGACUUGCCUCCUCGGAAUCAGGAGGAAUACACACACUUGAUCCUUUCUCUCCUAAGAUAGCAACUGGUGGAGACCUUCAGGGAUGUGACCAGCAAUAUUAUCAACAGUGUUAUCAGCAGUAUUAUCAGCAGUAUCAGCAGCAUUAUCAGCAGCAGUAUCAGCAGCAGUAUCAGCAGCAGCAACAGCAGCAGCAGCAGUUAUGGCAGUAUCAACAGCCCACCUUAAGUCCCAUGCCAAGUCUCAUGAGAGCUCAAGGGGCUCAGAUUCCUAGCCAUAUCUUAGCAAUGGCUCAGCAGCAGAUAGCAAUGCUUAAUACCCAGCAACCUGUCCUUCUUUCUGAAAAUCCAAUGCUUAAUUCUCCCAGACAUCGAACAACAGACAGAUUUGGCUCAUUAAAUCAUGGUAGAAAUUAUUCAAACCAGAGAGAUGAUAGUCUUCAUGGACAAAGCCGACAACAUGACAGUAGGACUGGUGGGCCAAGGUCAGUGGACAAUGAAACAAUGCGGGCCAUGAAAUCUCGUUUUGAUAGAGAUGCUGACGAUAAUUCUAAAAUGUUGUCUCAGUUACACCAACGUCAAGGGCGCUUUGACUACAGUAGACUUGGACCAAGGAAUGACCACAGUAGUAGGCAACACGACGAGAGGUCCCAGUCUCAUGAGAGGUCCCAUAGGCAUAAUGACAGGUAUGAUAAUAGUUCUCGGCACCAGAGGCAAAGUGAUGACCAUGGCAGGUCUUCUGGUAGGAGUCGUCACGACCCUUACAGUAGGAGUUCUAGACGCUGAUUUAUACCUUGUGUGCUCAGUUAUCUUCUUAUCCUCUCUCUCUGAGGACAGCUACCCAUUGGUGGUUAUAUUUUUUGUAUUGUAUUGUUUGGGAAAUUUAAGUUACCGGGUAUGUUAAUUUUCAGUACUUUUAGUACAGUAUAUACUUUGAAACAAUUAUGUUUUCAGUACUCUUUCCAGCCCAAUUGUGGGAAUUUCAGGUAAUAUAUCUAUUAUCAUAUUAGAUACUGUAUAUGACACCACAGAUCUAAUUAUUUUACUACUUGUUAGAAGAAAAAAUUCCCAGAAUUUCUUUUUAUAGUAGGCUGCAGGUAAAGCCUCAUAUUAUUAAAGAUGGAUAUUAUUUAAUAUAAACAUUUGACUAGAAUGCAUAUUAGUAGAGCACAGGGUGGAUUUGUGCUUUCUGACCACAAGAUAUUAACUUCUCUCCACUUAUUUAUAUAUUAAUGAGUGUCAUUAGUUCACGUGGCUGUUUGAUCACUUCACUUUUACAGUACAGUACUGUACUCGGUGGACAGAUGUUUUCUUAUACAAGUAAUAAUCAGGGACGGAUCCAAGACUAAGACGAUGAAUUAAACCAGUGGUUUGGGGGUUACUUAGUACUGUAGCCCAUUUAGCCAGAGGUGUAAAGAAGCACAGAGGUCCAAAAUAAACCAGUGUAGUAAAUCCUCCUUUAGGGAAAAAUUAGAUUGACUGUGAAUUAGAGUAGAGGCAUGUGCCGCCCGUGCCCUCUCCUAAACUGUGUUCUGUUUUAAAAUCUUAUUUUUCAGAUUACAGUAAAUUCCUAAUGUGAAAUAACUCUGAUCCAAUACUAUAAAAAAAAUAUAAUAUUGAACUGUAUUUCUCUUUUACAGUAGUAUACUAUAUUUAAGCAUAAAUAUAGAGUGCAAUACAAAUACAAAGCCUGUUGUGGAGGCAUUGUUACCAGGUGGAACAAAAUUUCAACAUUAAACUUUUCCUUGUGACAUACAGUUUUGGUAAAACCUAGUGUUUUUAUAUUACUUUAAAAUAUAGUAUGAUUACUAUAUUUCCUUUAGUUCAGUGUCACCAAGGGCUGUUGUGCCUUGACUGUAAAUUUAUAUGAUCAUAAGUACAGUUUCAGUCAAAAUGAGGACAUUUGUUAACACUGAUGUUGACAAACCAAAGUAAAUUAACUUAAAGUAUUGAAAGAUAACUCAAGUUAAUGGUGUUAACACAUUACAAUACUGUAGGCUCUCCAAUAUUUGCAUUAACUGGGACUGAGAACAUGGCAUAUAUAUUAGACCACCGGAGCACAUGAAAAGUAAUCAAACUUUUUAGUAGAAAGUAAAUUAAAAGUUUUAUUACAGUGUACAACAACAUUGAAUUAAACACAAUUACUUCUGAUUAAAAACUAAAAUGGUCAUCUCUCAUAAUCAAUGAAAAGACUUCACACAGUAUAGUAACAGAGAUGUUCAAAGUGAACCACUACUUUCACUGUUUCUCUUAUCCACUAACAUACAUACAUACAUACAUACACACACACACACAAAGAUUUAAUGAUUUCUUUAUAAAAAGUUUUUCUUGCUGUCUUAGGCUCGUGGAAAUAGCAGAUGCUCGUGAAAUAUACAAAAAAAGCAAAUGUUGCGGCAUAGCGCAGAUAACAUGACCGGCAUAUCAGAUAAAAUGGAACUGUACUGUGCUCAGCGCUGCUUUCACACAUUUGGCUAAUGACUGUACUCUGCUGUGACCAGAAUUUCAUUUGUCUUGAAUGUUCUCCAGAUAGGUUUCACUUAUGAACUAAAUAUCCUCAAAGUAGUUGCCAGAUAACUGUAUUGUUUCAUUUUGUACAUAGUCUUUUGGGUUUAAGUGUCUCAGCAUUUAGUUUGGUGUAACCUUUAUUUUUAUUGUUUUUUCAAACCCUCAGUUCAGAAUUUAAUCCCACCCAUCACUUGUAUGUCAUUGAGUGCAUAGCUUCGUCCACCCACAAAAAAAUUACAUCUUGUUAUUCUCAACAUAAAAGCAUUUACAAGAGCUUAACCACAGCAGUGUAUAUGUAUGUUUGUUUAUAGGCUGCGAGCUUAUUAUUAUAGGAUUACCUAGCAGUUGCACUGUAGUCACAGCAGUAGGAUCAGUUUGUACUGUACAGUGUUGUAUAUUGAAUUUUCAGUAAAAAAAUGAGAUUUUAUUCAGUUCUGUUGGUUAAUUUUCAUUUUGUUUCCUCAAUCCAUUAAUAUUUUAUUUAAGGUUUUCUCAAAGAACAACAAAGGAAAAAUGUGAUGAAGUAGGUAUGUCCAGAUAUUUGUGGUUGUGUUGGCUGUGGUGGUACAUUUUGUUGUGUAAAUAGAGAGGAUACAGAGAAAAUAACGGGCGAGUGUUUGAACUGUGAAGAAGGGCUGAUGGAACAACAGUUGGGGUAACAUUUUAUUUAAGGUGGGAUGAAUACAGUAAGUGUGGUAACUGAGGAUGAGGUGAGGGGGGGGGGGGAGCAUAUGAUGAAUGUCUUGUGAAGAUGCCCGUCACAACUGAUAAAAUGUACAGUAGAACGUUCUGCAAGGUUCAUUCCCUGGUGUAGCAAGAAAAAAUAAGGUCUUAGAGGAAAUACUUAGACCAACUAACAGAUAACUAUUUUUAGCAGCGUUAGUUAGCUCUGUGAGUGCCUUUCCUGACACACUCGAGAGGAAAAAUUCUCCUGUGCUCCCAGCCUAUUCAUGUUACUAACCACUGAUGUAGUUGAUGAUCUGUUCUUGUUUUGUUUUGUUUUUUAUAUGUGACAUCAAUAAUGCAUGCUUUCUGUACAUAAAAAAGAAGCUGUUUGCUAACUAACUGACAUGUAAUCACUAUAUUCCUGUGGUUGGGACUUGUUUUAUUAUUAUAGUUAUAACCUAACUGACCUGCAGUUUCUCCUCUUUACAAUGGAUAGGAUUUUUGGUAUUGUACUGUUUCAUUAUUUGUAUGUUGUGGCUCUCACUGUUAACAGCUUCUGAAGUUCUUUAAAAACAGCAGAAUCGUUUAUAUUAACGUGGACACAAUUGGUGGAUAGACAGUGGAACAUGCAGAUAGAUCCUCUGUUGGCAUUUCUUUUAAAACAUUUUACCAUAACACUACUAAUUUCUUUCUUCAAAAUGUGAUAUAUCAGAUAUCGAAAGUUAGCGAAUAAAGAAAGGACCUUCACAGAUUUCAUUCAAAACCUCCAUCAUAACACUGUGUACUGUACUCUUCAUGUAUAUGUUGCUCAGUAGUUAUCUGUGCUUGCUGUAUGCUGGAGAAACUUACGAUUGUAUUAAUUUGAUCUAUUGUAAUCUGAUGGAAGAAGUAAAACUAAAAAGAUUUCACAACAAAAUUUACAUUUGUUUAUGAUUUGUUUUAAGUUGAGAUAUUGCUUUAAGUUAUGUUUACACUGUUUAAAGAUAAUGGCACAUAUCAUUCCUUAUUGCCCUUCCUAAAUGUGAGAGGUUGGCUUGGCUUUUUUAAUUAAGUUUGCAUCACAUUCUCCUAUCCUCAAUAACUUCCCUUCCCCUUUUCUCCUGUCUUUCUCAGCAGCAUCCUUCACCCUUAACUCCCAUCUUCCUCAUCAAUCUACAGCAUACCUCCUUCAUAACUCCUAUCUUCCUCUUGAUCUCCUCUCUCUGAUGGGUCAUUCUAGGUCCUCUUAAAUCUCUUCACCCUCUUCUCAAUCAUACCACAUGCCUAAAGCAUCUUAAUCUUCAUAUGUGUAUUAGGUGAUCCAGGCAAGAACAAGAUAAGUGGAAAAAGGGGGCUUCAGAUGUGCUUAUAUAGGUACACUUAUUUAGAGAUUGAUAAACUUUAACUGUGUUUUUUGGCCUCCCCCUUCUUUCCCCACCUUCACUUUUUUGCCACUUGUCUCGUGUAUAAUGUAUAACUUUUAAAUAUAUGUUGUAGAGUAGUGUGAAUUUCAAACAAUCUUACUGAUAAGUUAAUAAUGCUCCUUAAAAGCUUUUUAUCUGUUGCAUGACAAGAAUUUAAAUUAUUCCCAGCCAAACUAACAGACCUGACUAACAGCCAAGCUGGAAUGGAGUCUUUCCUUGUAAUAAUAAUAAUAACAACAAUAAUAAUAAUACUAAUAAUAAUACAAAUAUUAGAGUGAUUAGUAAAUCUGUAAAACACA
Messenger RNA from Homarus americanus (American lobster), 5221 nucleotides. RefSeq names its product RNA-binding protein 7-like. Gene Ontology annotation, biological process: regulation of alternative mRNA splicing, via spliceosome. Lineage: Eukaryota; Metazoa; Arthropoda; Malacostraca; Decapoda; Nephropidae. The coding region runs from base 82 to 1134 and encodes 350 amino acids. The transcript has 2 exons. The record is from RefSeq and is a predicted model, not a curated record. Gene Ontology annotation, cellular component: nucleus. Gene Ontology annotation, molecular function: single-stranded RNA binding.